AUGGCUAAGCGCAACCAGCGACACCUUCACCUAUGCCGUGAGUCUGCCGGUGUGCUGCCUUUAGGUUCACAAUUUGCCAUAUCGAUUGACGGAGCUGUGUUGGAAUCGCCGCUGGGAAAUGUCCUCAUCACACCUUCGCGUUUGGUAGCCGAUCGGGUCGUCGGCGAGUGGUGCCGCCAAAUUGGCAAGUUGACCCGUUUUGAGACAUUGCCAGCGACAUUGUUAUUGGCAGAGACUGUGGACUUCCAUCCGCAGCAACGUGACACGGUUGUUGGAUCCCUUGUUGAUGCUCUCGACUUUGACACCGCAUUGCGCUUUGAUAUGCAGCCGCCUGUGACACUGCCUCCAUUGGAGGGUUUGUCUGCGCUAGACCGCACCAGUUUGGCACAUAUUGUAAAGCUAGAUUUGGACGUUCUGCAAAGCAGCUAUAUCGCGCCUAUCCUGCAUGGUUUUGCAGCUCGCAGGGGUACCAGUGCUUUAAUCACUGCAGGUGACGUCGCUUCCCGAUUGCGGCAGCCUGUUGAUGUAGUGACAGCAGUGCGAGUAGCUCUAUCAGCCUCAUCUGUUGCCGAUUUGGUUGCUAUAUGCAAAAUGCACAAGUGCUUAAGAUCAGUUGUUUUGCCUUUGGAGUUGUGCGAUGGCGCCAUCGACGCCGCACGAGCCAUACGAGCUUCUCGUUUAGAGGAGACGCUGCAAGCUGCGUCUUGGGGCGUGAGUUCCGAAUUCCGUGAGAACGAGACCAGCAUGUUGCAACAGAUAAUCGAGGCUCUGGAGUUCCGCCGUGCCUACGGCGACCCCGCACACUUAACGUCGUAG
This is a messenger RNA of Babesia sp. Xinjiang, 816 nucleotides long. RefSeq lists its product as uncharacterized. Gene Ontology annotation, biological process: mitochondrial proton-transporting ATP synthase complex assembly. The record is from RefSeq and is a predicted model, not a curated record. Gene Ontology annotation, cellular component: mitochondrion. Bases 1 to 816 code for a protein of 271 amino acids. The transcript has 2 exons. NCBI's taxonomy places the organism in Eukaryota, Apicomplexa, Aconoidasida, Piroplasmida, Babesiidae.